Messenger RNA from Trypanosoma rangeli, 3090 nucleotides. RefSeq lists its product as uncharacterized. The transcript has a single exon. Lineage: Eukaryota; Euglenozoa; Kinetoplastea; Trypanosomatida; Trypanosomatidae. The record is from RefSeq and is a predicted model, not a curated record. Bases 1 to 3090 code for a protein of 1029 amino acids.
AUGCAACAUCUCUUUGGGUCUUUUCUGUUGGAGAGGCACAACGCCAGGGGUGGUGGUGUCAAGCACAAAAGGGUGAUGCGUCGAGGGGGGGAGGGCGCCAGCGGGAUGGAGUCACGGCAGGGACCAGAGUGUGACGAGUGUGGUGGCAUCUGUGACGAAGCAGACAUGCUUCAGGAGGUGGACUACGUUCCGGCGACAUAUCUGCAUGGGAAGUACGUGCUGUUAUAUCUGGCUGACCCUACAGGCAACGGCAUUGCUGUCUAUAAGCAGACAGAAGAUUCCGCAGCGAGUUCACAGACACUAUGCACAGGAAACCGUUCUCUUUCCACAUGCGCCUCUCCAAAUAUGCCUCCGGUGGACGUCUCUGCGGCAGGGUCGACACUUGCGGCAGGAGCACCUGCGUCUGUCCAAAACACGCACCUAAGCCCUACUGCAUUCACUUCUGCAGGCGCCACAUCCCAGCGCACCAGAACCAAACUGUCGAUUUUUUACGAACUUCUGAUCUGUCAAUUAACGGCGACUUUAUCACAAGAGAGGAAGCCUGUAGUUCCCAUUGUUGUUUUGGAAGUACGUCAGCCCGGUGACCCGGAAGAGGAUCCACUGACAAGCGAUGCUUCAACAGAGCAACAAACCAUGGCAGUAACCACGACCACCACCGAUGCUGUGGGCGAUGCUUUUCCUCCUUCUAUGGAUUACCUAACUAGAGAGAGUGAUACGGUAAUACCGUUCCUGGGCGUUUCUACACCCAAUCUCGAUGCCUUACUCAAUAGAACAUGCAAUAGAAGCCCGUUCUUUGGUGGGUGGUUUUCUUUGGAGAGUUCAAGUGCAUACCGGCAAGUCAUUCAAAACUUUGACGUUAGUUCUUGGCCAUCCGUGUUGCUUUUUGACCCUGCUGGACGACUGUUGACCACCCACGCACUUAGCCACAUUGAGCGGGAGAUGAAGUCCGAUGUGAUGCAAAACUAUCAUUUACGUCCGCUGAUGAAUUGUGAAGCGAAGCAACAGUGUCGUGACGCCAGUUUCCACUCGGAUUUUCCGUGGUGUCUGGACGAGACGCAAAGCGAUAGCGGCACAAAACCGGAAUGCUUUGCGGACAUGCUUUCGGUUUCAUCCUUCCUGAGGCGCCUCAUUCUUCAUGCUCGCCGCAUUGGGAGCAUCCUUGAAGAUGACUUUCUGUUUGAACCCGAAUACAUGCCUGAAGGCGAGGAAUGCGGGACGUGCGAUGCUUGCUUAGAUGGGGCAACCCAUGUGGCCCUUUAUUUUGGUGCUGACUGGCACCCGUCGUCGAGACAGAUGUUACCGCGACUACACCACUUCUGGCUUGCCACUAAUCGCGGCAAUGAGGAUGACGGUAAUGACGGGGAACGAAACAAAGAAGGAGGUUCCUGGGAUAUGGGGCGUAAGACGUUUAACAUGUCCCUUUCGGGUGGGGAUUUACCACUUGAGCAGCAGUGUAUGCUCUCCUACCAGAUGGAAGGGUACGGCGACUCCCACCGCAGCGCAAGUCUGCUCGAUAGCGAGACACGGGGGUUCUCCUCAAGUUUAUCUUUGAUGACACCGCUGCAGUCACCAAAGAGGAAAAAGUUCCUUUGCAUCAGCCCCCAUGUGAAUCUGGAGGGCAAGGGAGCGCCGGAAAAGGCAUCCAGCAAACAGAUGGGCGGAGAAACAGCACAUUCCUUCUCACCGCUGGAUUCACAUCUUCGAUACCAGCAAUUACCAGCAUCAACACCGGAACGGCAGUCAGAACAGCGCGUGGAAUUGGAGGCGGAAGAGGAGGAAGGGGGGCAACCUGUUCAUCUUCAGGUUCUUUACCUGAGCUGUGACACUGACAAGAGUUCACUCUAUUCCUUUCUCAAUGACAUGCCGCCCUCGUGGCUAUGCGUUUCGUCUCUCUUUGGACCCGUCUACAGAAAGAUGAUUGAGACAUGUUUGGAGCUCUUUAAUGUCUCUGUCUUCCCUCGUCUUGUUGUCACGGCGGUGAAGCGUGGGCACGAUGCCUCAGGGCCCGCCAAUGGGUCCGCCUUGCCAAAGCCACCGUCGACCCUCACAUUCCACGUCGCAGAUCCUCGAGGAGAGGAGGUGGUUUUACGCUAUAAUGGGGCAAAAAGGUUUCCGUGGAGAGAACAGCAGCCGGUUAGUUUGCCACAACUUCCGUUUCGCUGCCCUGUGGCGAAAGAAUUCACUUCGCUAACUGAAUCUUGCGAUGCAAUACGGUCGCUUCUUGCAGAGGGAGGGUGUCUAUUCCUGCUCUGUGGCACAGGGAAAGUUUCACCGGAACUUCACAAGCUUUGUGCCACUGCUCUACAGGAAGCAAGUCUCUGGUGGUCGCAAGAAAUGUGUCUUUUUGCUAGGCGAUUAGAACAUCGUUUGAUGCUAUCGUUGCGGGAAUCUUCGGCUCCUACAGACCAUUGCGCAUCUGAGCAGGGGCCUGGACCGCAUCACCUGACACUCCUCUCAGAUGCUUAUGCUUCUGUGACACCAGCCACCACCUCGGUGGAGUCUUUUGCGGUGGCAGCAACGGAUGAGCAGGUGCCUUAUUUGUCUGUAUAUUUUAUUGACGCCGUCGUGGAGGAGGCUGAGACACAUAAUAACCCUGCUGCAGACUCUCAGGACAAAACAGAUGGUGAUUGGAGUUGUAGCAACCGUGUAUCUGGGGAGGAAAAGACCUUACUGCAGGAAUAUUUUCUUUCUGCGACCCUGGAAGAUAAACAGUUGCUACCCCCAGUUGAAGGUGAGCCAUUUUUGCUUUGUGUGCAUUGGCCUGAGCGACGCGCUGCCGUGCUUCGUCAAAAAUUCGAAUAUGAAAACAGUUUAUUACAGGCGUCUGCAGUAUCCUUGCGUUCAUCCAGCAGUUCCGCCACCACGCCGUCACAACCGAAUGGCUGCUCCCCAUCAACGAAUGCGGCGUUUGUUGAGGGGCGGCCGCUGGGCACAGCUGCGUUGCCAGUAACCACCACUGAGCCUUGCUCGUGUCAUAGCUCCCUUUCUGCAACAUUGCGAGGGGAAUCUUCACCCGAGCAGUACCUAUCGAACCCGUUGUGCUCACUCUCACAAGUAAAGGCAUUUGUAGCCCAGCAUGCUUUUCACUGA